Solanum pennellii is the source of this 1011-nucleotide messenger RNA. RefSeq names its product E3 ubiquitin-protein ligase RNF13-like. The transcript has a single exon. The record is from RefSeq and is a predicted model, not a curated record. Gene Ontology annotation, cellular component: cytoplasm. Gene Ontology annotation, molecular function: ubiquitin protein ligase activity. The coding region runs from base 90 to 776 and encodes 228 amino acids. Gene Ontology annotation, biological process: protein ubiquitination. NCBI's taxonomy places the organism in Eukaryota, Viridiplantae, Streptophyta, Magnoliopsida, Solanales, Solanaceae.
GGUAGUUAUAUUCUAUUAUAUUAUAAAUAAACUUGGAAGGGUCUACGUUAAAAUAAAAUAAAAUAUUAUAUUCUAUCAAUACUUGCAAUAUGUGGCCAACAGGAUUUGUAUGCCAUGACUGCUUCAAGCACUCUUUCGUUAGCGUUAAACCAAUUUCUGAAGAAGAAAAAUGGAUUAUUCCCCCAAUUACUUCUUCAUAUUCUUCUUCUUUACCAGUUUUAACCAUUCAUUGUAAUUUCAAAAUAAUACAACAAUUUUGGUAUAUGUCACCCAAUAAUCUAGGAUACGUAAAUAUGGGCGAAGCAUUAGAUAGUUCAUCUGAAUCAACCCAAAUUAUUCUUCAUCUUUCUGAUACUAAACUCUAUGAAAGACUCGACUGUGCUAUAUCAGAAGUGUUUAUAGAUUUUAAGGACGAGUUUGAAGAUCUACAACAUAUUAUAGUUGAAAAAAUAAUUCGUAAGUUGAAAAAAAUCAUGACUAAACAGAUAUUGGAGGUAUGUAUGGAUGUGACGAUAAUGAUUGAUCACCAAUGCCAUGGUGGAAUUUUGUUAGAAUCGGAAGAAUUACCGGAGAAUGGAAUGGUGCCGGCUAGUAAAUCAUCAAUAGAGUUGCUAGAACCGAUGGAAGUUGAUGAAAGAUAUAGCAACGAUGAGUGUUUGGUAUGUCUAGAUGAGAUAGGAAAGAAAACUCGUGUACUGCGUUUGCCUUGUUCACAUAUGUUUCAUGCAGAUUGCAUUACAAUGUGGUUAGAGAAUAGUCAUUAUUGUCCGCUUUGAGAUGCCAACGAAUUAGACAAAACUACAUCCUAUAUUGAAUCCAUCGAUCAUGUUACGUUGUUAUUCUUUAAGAUCCAAGCUUUUUUAAAGAAAUUCAGUUAUUAGUUUUGUCAAUAAUAUAACAAUUCUUAUAUCCUAUUUAGCAUUAAUAUUUAGAAAUUAUAGUUUGACUAAUUUACCCUUUUUAAUACUAAGCUAUUUUAAUUAAUUAUUAUUUUUAGAAUAUUUUCUCUAU